AUGGCAGUUCUGUUGGUCCUAGAUAACCCAGUUUUCCGCAACUUCCUGGGCUAUGCUGCCUUAGUGCUUGUUAAAACUGUUGCUAUGAGUUCCAUGACAACGGUUUUCAGAAUAACAAGAAAGGUUUUCGCCACUCCAGAAGAUGCCGCUGUAUUUGGUAUCAAGUUCUCACCAACCUCAAGCGACCCAAUGGUGGACAGAGUCAAGAAAGCCCAUUUGAACGAUCUGGAAAAUGUUGUUCCAUUUGCCCUGCUAGGUCUUUUGUACGUGACAACAGGGCCCAGUCUGGACACCGCAAAUCUUUACUUCAGGAUUUUUACUGCCAGUCGCUUCAUUCACACUUUUGCCUACCUCUUUGCUAUUCCUCAGCCAACCAGAGCGCUGGCGUUUUACGCCGGAUUUGGAGUGAACAUUGCAUUUGCUUUUAACAUCUUGAGGCAGGCAUCUUUCUAG
Messenger RNA from Candidula unifasciata, 453 nucleotides. NCBI's taxonomy places the organism in Eukaryota, Metazoa, Mollusca, Gastropoda, Stylommatophora, Geomitridae. The record is from the annotation of a GenBank genome assembly.